Messenger RNA from Tripterygium wilfordii, 1365 nucleotides. Its product is annotated as stemmadenine O-acetyltransferase-like. Lineage: Eukaryota; Viridiplantae; Streptophyta; Magnoliopsida; Celastrales; Celastraceae. The transcript has a single exon. The record is from RefSeq and is a predicted model, not a curated record. The coding region runs from base 1 to 1365 and encodes 454 amino acids.
AUGGAGAUUGAGAUAAUAUCAAGAGAGUGCAUCAAACCCUCUUCUCCAACACCUCAACACCUUAGAACCCACAAGAUCUCUCUUAUUGAUCAAUUUAGCGCUCCAUUGUUAGGUUCCGUUCUCCUUUUAUAUCCACCAAUUAGCCAAGCUACCUCAAUCUCCAUCUCCAAGAGAUCACAACUGCUCAAACAAUCUCUAUCAAAGACACUAACUCUUUAUUAUCCGCUUGCCGGAAGGUUCAUUGACAAUCUUUCCAUUGAUUGUAACGAUGAGGGACUUUGUUAUACGGUGGUUAGAGUUAAUUGCGAUUUACAAGAUUUUUUCAACCAAACUGAUAUUUGCAAAAUACUGCCAAAAGUCCCUAAAUUACUGCCAAGGGGAAUCACUUUUGGUGAUCAAAUAACAACAGGUGGUAAUGUUGUUAUGAUUCAUGAAAAUGUGUUUGCUUGUGGUGGUUUUGCUAUAAGCUUACUUUUUUCUCACAACGUAUUUGAUGCAUCUUGUUUAAUGGCAUUCCUCAAGACUUGGACUGCAAUGGCUCAAGGAGGAGUAGCGAUACCUCCCGAUUUCAGCUGCUCAUAUUUGUUUCCUCAAAACACUGCAUUUCCACAAAAUCCGAUGGCCUCGACUUUUUCAAGUGCAUUUGGUAGAGAAGGUAACUUUGUUUUCAGGAGGUUCUUUUUUGAAGGAUCAAUUGUAAGAAACCUUAAAUCCAAAGCAACAAGCUCUGGAGUGCAUAACCCAACACGAGUAGAGGUUGUGCUUGCACUCCUCUUUCGAUGUGUCAUGUCUGCAUUAAAGGCGAAACAUGGUGCCCAGAAGUCAGUUUUAAUGUCUACUUCAGUGAACUUACGAUCUAGGGCUGUGCCACCACUUCCAGCAACAAGUGUGGGAAGUUUAGUUUUGACGAUACCCAUUGUAAUUGGUGAGGAAACAAGUUUGUGUAGUUUCAUAGACAGAUUGAGGGAAAGCGUAUCCACAAUCGAUGGUGAAUUUUUGAAGAGUCUGCAAGGUGCUCAAGGAUUGCAGCGAUUUUUGGAGUUUGUAAAAGAGACUCAUGAAGCAUGUUCUAAGGCGUUGUUCAAUGGAGCAGAAUUCUUAGUGUUUAAUAGCUGGUGUAACUCAGGCAUGUAUAACCUUGAUUUUGGUUGGGGGAAACCGAUAUGGUUUCCAUGUUUUGGUCUACCUAUUAGUGGAUCAGUGAUUCAGCUCAUGGAUGAUAGAAUGGGUAAUGGAAUAGAAGCAUGUGUGACACUGGAAGAAGAAAUCAUGUCUAUGGUGGAGCAUGAUGAGGAACUCCUUUCAUUGGCCUCCGUUGAUCAAAAUAUUCCUCUACAAAUUGAUUCAUUGAAAUCAAGACUUUGA